Molecule: messenger RNA, 1451 nt
Organism: Tigriopus californicus
Lineage: Eukaryota; Metazoa; Arthropoda; Copepoda; Harpacticoida; Harpacticidae
Exons: 4
Coding region: 215-1333 (372 amino acids)
Source: RefSeq, a predicted model, not a curated record
UUAUGUCUCUUUCUCAACCAUUUCUUACUUUUAUAAGGAAGGCUCUCUCUUCUAAAACAUUAGGCGAAAGUCUUCUUGUAUCUACUACUACGGUAGACUUGCUUGUGAGACUGAUUAAGUGACUGACUGACCCAUCCAAACUUCAGUCCUGGUUGAGUGUUCAAUUCGAAGACUCAUCAAGAGGUUGAACGAGCAAUUCAAAGGGAACCGAAAAAUGGGCUGUGGUUCAAGCAAAGUGGAAGAUGUGGACGAUUGGAUGGGGGCUAAUGAUGUCCUGUUGGUGACCCAGCAAACAGGAUCCCUUCUUUCUUCUCCGAUGUCCCUCUUUGUCAGCAAAUAUGCCAAUUCGAACAUCACAACUGGUAGAGUGGUCUCAAUUGAGAUAAACGAUAAGAAAAUCGGUCUAAAGAUGACCCUCAACAGUCGUGGAUUGACCGUAUUUGCCCGCGAAGAGGACAAGUAUCGAUUCAAAAGUCGAGAAUGGGCGUCUUUUGGUCUGACACCUGGAUCCAAUCCUGGCUUAUAUCGAGUUCCCAGUUCAGAUUUCCACGUUCAUUUCACUAUUUUCAACAUUCAUUACACGAAGCCUUUGAUCCUGGUGGAUCUGGACGCUCACAAACCCGAAAACUGGGAACGAGAUUAUGUUCCACCCUUUUACGGCUUGGAAAACGAUUUGGAUCACAUCAUAAAACUGUGUCACAAGUUGGUUGAAAACGAGGACAAACAAAUUGUCUAUCUGACAGAUCAAGUGAUUGUUUGGGACAACUCCGUAAGAGAUCAUCUCUUCGAGAAAUAUCAGAACAAAAACGGCUACUCAAUGCCACUUGGACCAGUGAUUUUGCGUCAAGAAGGCGCUCCCAAAAAGUUCGAGCGAAAACCUCGUGUUCCAAAUAUGUACAAAAAAAAGUUUCUCAAAGAUCUCUUGGAGUUGAAUGUCACCAUUGAAGGUGUUUAUGGUACAAAUCCAGAGAACAAAGCAGUGUAUUCAAAGGUGGACAUUGCCGACGAGACACUCUUCUUCGGUCCAUCCGUAUUUAGAGAGAAAUGCAUUGAACUUUUUGAUGAAGAUGAUUUGCUGCAAGCUCCAAUCGAGAAGGACCUUAUGAUUGAAGAGGCCGACGAGUUGAAAAGGAUAGAUCCAGAGGGAGAAGAGAAUCCCCCUGAAGUGGACGAAGAUCAAAAUCUGGAUCAAAUUCAAGACCAAACUGAAGAGGAACAAGAAGACCAAGAAGAACAAGAGGCUUCGAAAGACGACGAAGGAAUUGCUGAUGAAGAAAAACCAGAGGAAUCUGACCUUCAAGGAGAAGUCGACAUUGAUGAAGACAAGGAGUAGGAAGCAAAUAACUUCAAAAACCCAUAUGAAUGUAGCAUACCAAUUCAAUAGUAACAUCGAUUUUUGAUCUAAACAGAUUCUUAUUUUCUCAAUAAACGAGUCAUUCAUAUUUGAUACU